AUGGCAAAACCCCGAAGAAACGUAAAGUUUGCACAUCGCUCGAAUCUGAGCACAUCUAGCGACAUUGGUCGCAGAGACAGCCUUUCUGGUGAUGAUAACGCCCCUUUAAGUCCUUUAAGGAACGGAAUAUCUGUGGAUGGCAUAGACUCUAGUACUGGAAGUAGAUCGCCUGUACUGAAGGAAGAGUCCACUCCACUAUCAGAAUAUGAAAAGAAAAAGCAGACUUUCAUUACCCGCACAAUAUGGACGCUGGUGAUGAUAGGAACCUUUUUCUGGGCGAUGGCGGCGGGCCACAUAUACAUCGUGGGACUGGUCAGUGCUGUGCAGGUGAUAACCUUCAAAGAGGUAAUCGCUAUCGCAAAUGUGCCAUCUCGGGAAAAGAAGUUGCAGUUCACAAAAAGCUUGAAUUGGUAUUUUCUUGCCGCCACCAUGUACUUUUUGUACGGUGAAAGUGUGAUCUAUUACUUCAAGCAUAUCGUCUUGGUUGAUGCAUUCUUACUGCCACUUGCGACACAUCACCGCUUUAUUAGUUUUGUUCUUUACAUGAUGGGCUUUGUAUUCUUUGUUGCUUCGCUCAAGAAAGGGCAUUACAAGUUCCAAUUCACGCAGUUUGCAUGGACACACAUGGUUCUCUACCUUGUUGUCGUCCAGUCGCACUUCAUCAUGAACAAUGUUUUCGAAGGAAUGAUUUGGUUUUUCCUGCCGGUAUCUCUUGUCGUUACGAAUGACAUUUUCGCCUAUAUCUGCGGUAUUACCUUUGGACGAACCCAGCUCAUUAAGAUAUCCCCCAAAAAGACAGUUGAAGGGUUUUUGGGAGCAUGGAUCUGUACUGUAAUCCUUGGGUUGUUUAUGACAAACCAGUUGAUGCGCUACAAGUACUUUGUUUGCCCCGUUAAGGAUCUUGGCUCAAACGCGUUCACCGGUCUUGAAUGUACCCCCAACCCGGUUUUCCUCAAGCAAGAAUACGAGCUACCAUUCUGGAUGCAACCCGUCUUUGGGAAGAUCUUGCUCAUCGAGCCCAUGCAAUUCCACAUUCUGGCGAUGGCCACAUUUGCAUCGCUCAUUGCGCCCUUUGGAGGUUUCUUUGCCAGUGGCUUGAAAAGGACAUUCAAGAUCAAAGACUUUGGAGAUUUGGUUCCUGGCCACGGAGGAAUUACAGAUCGCAUGGACUGCCAGUUUAUUAUGGGAUUCUUCGCAUAUAUGUAUUACCACUCGUUUAUCGCCGUCCACGUUCGCGCAACUGUUGGUGGAAUCUUGGAGACUGCGAUCACAAGCUUGUCACCGGAAGAUCAGAUGGAGGUUGUUGAGCGCCUAGGGAGAUACUUGGUCGGGCAGGGGAUUGCAAACGAAAAGCUCCUCGAGUGUUUUAAUGGCGCAAUCAACGGCCAGUAA
Messenger RNA from Morchella importuna, 1392 nucleotides. RefSeq lists its product as uncharacterized. Gene Ontology annotation, cellular component: endoplasmic reticulum membrane. Gene Ontology annotation, molecular function: phosphatidate cytidylyltransferase activity. The record is from RefSeq and is a predicted model, not a curated record. Bases 1 to 1392 code for a protein of 463 amino acids. NCBI's taxonomy places the organism in Eukaryota, Fungi, Ascomycota, Pezizomycetes, Pezizales, Morchellaceae. The transcript has 6 exons.